CGGAUUACGAAGAGCUGAGGGUGAGAAAAUAUAUUCACUGCUUAGGUCAUUUAUUGUACUCGAUGACAUUCAGAGAAUAUGGUUUCAGGUUUUCGUGUUUCUGAGCUGCAGGUGUUGCUGGGAUUUGCUGGACGUAAUAAAAGUGGACGAAAGCAUGACCUCUUAGCUAGAGCACUACACUUAUUAAAGAGUGGGUGUAGUCCAGCUGUCCAGAUUAAAAUCCGAGAAUUGUACAGGCGGCGUUAUCCCCGGUCUGGUGAGGGCCUUUCAGAUGCAUCAGUUAUCAAAUCUGCAUUCUCUUCAGAUAGCAACCAGUCUUCUGUAGACUCUGAUUUAAGACUAGUUGGAAUCCAUUCUAUUUCUUCAUCUUCAGCAACUCAGUCUCCCUCUGCAGUGGCUUCAGUCCUUUUGCAAGAUACAAGACCGCAUUUUGAUAUGCAGCAGCUGUCUCCUUCCAUUCCACCGGUUCAUCCUGAUGUUCAUUUGAAAAGUCUUCCAUUUUAUGAUGUGCUGGAUGUUCUUCUUAAGCCUUCUAGUCUAGUGCAAAAUAAUCAGCGUUUUCAGGAGAAAUUUUUCAUGUUUGCAUUGACUCCUCAACAAGUGAGAGAAAUAUGCAUAUCCAGGGACUUUCUCCCUGGUGGUAAGAAAGAUUAUACUGUUCAGGUCCAGCUUAGGUUAUGCCUGACUGAGACAAGCUGUCCUCAAGAUGACAAUUUCCCUGGUGCUUUGUGUGUAAAAGUGAAUGGAAAAUUAUUUCCUUUACCAGCCUGUGCUCCUCCUAUUAAAAGUGGAGUAGAACUGAAACAACCUGGACGUCCUUUAAACAUCACUUCAUUAGUUCGACUGUCAUCAGCUAUUCCAAAUCAGAUUUCAGUUUCUUGGGCACCAGAGAUUGGAAAGAAUUACUCUAUGUCUGUAUAUUUAGUUCGGCAACUGACAUCAGCAAUGUUGUUACAGAGGUUAAAGAUGAAAGGCAUUAGGAAUCCUGAUCACUCCAGAGCACUUAUUAAAGAGAAACUUACUGCAGAUCCUGAUAGUGAGGUUGCAACUACAAGCCUACGAGUGUCACUGAUGUGCCCGCUUGGAAAGAUGAGACUCACAAUUCCAUGUCGUGCUGUUACUUGCUGCCAUCUGCAGUGCUUUGAUGCAGCUCUGUACUUACAAAUGAAUGAAAAGAAGCCAACAUGGAUUUGCCCUGUGUGUGAUAAGAAAGCAAGUUAUGAGUGCUUAAUAAUAGAUGGAUUGUUUAUGGAAAUUCUAAAUGAAUGCACCGAAGUAGAUGAAAUUGAAUUCCAGAAGGAUGGUUCUUGGUGUCCAAUGAAACCCAAGCGAGAGGCUGUAAAUGUAGGAAGUUCACCAUGUGCAAAACUAGAAAGUUCCAGUAUUUGCAAGCCUUGUUUGUCUGUGACAAGCGAAUUAAGCAACAGUAACAAAGUUGACUUGAUUGAUUUGACAGUGGAAAGCUCUUCUGAUGAAGAGCAAGAGCCUUCAUCAAAAAAAAUGUGUGUAUACCUACCCGGAUCAGAGGAAGGCCCCGCAAAAGGGGUUCUUACAUAUCUAUCUUCAUCACUACAAGGGGACACUGUUGAUCCCAGUCCAAUAUCUUCUUUAUCGGAUUAUCCAGUUUCAUUUCAUCCUUCAACAUUGUCAAAUAUCUCAUCAGAUUUACCAAGACCAUCCAGUAUAGGGAUCCUACAGUCAUCUACAUAUGGUCUGGAUUUCCUUUCAUUAAUUCAAGUUGACCCACAGCAUUAUUGCCCUCAGAUGUUUCUGGAAAGUCUACCAUCAGUUUUACCACACAGCAACUCUGCUGGAAGUAUCAUUACAUCUUCAAGCCAUUUUGAGAACAAUACUCACAGCAAUACUUCAAGCAGAAGUCAAUCAGGAUUCUUAAGUGGAGGCACCACCACCAUACCGGAUAUCAUCUCUUUGGACUAGAAACCUUAUUCAUUAAAAAAAAAAAGAUUACACAGACUUUGCUUAACAGUUUUCAUUACUGUUUCACUCAAAAUAGUAUUUUAAGUCACGUUGGUACUUCUUAAGAAGUACAGAUUAGUUCAGAUUUUUUUGGUUGAUUAGCCAGUUGAAUACUGAAGAAGAGAUGGUAAAUCUCCAGCAGGCUUAAAACAAAGUUUAGAACUGGUGUUUUUUUCCAUGUUACGUACUCAAAGAGUACAUUAAUGAAUACUUGUACAACAGUUUAGUUCAGUGUAUUCCUGGACAGCUGUUUUCUUUGAUUUAUAUAUUAUUUAUGUUGUUUUAGUUAAUACUACAAUUUACAGUUGUAAUAAAACACCAAGUAGAGAAUACUUUUAACAUAAAAUUAAGAAAUGUGCUCAUCUGUUAAAGACAGUGUAUCUAAUUUAAACAUCAGUUUAAUGCACUUUUCUGAACACAGUUGUGGGUGAAAUACCCAAAAGACUCUGAAUGUAUUGGUUAAUGAUACUGCUUUAUUUAUGAUGUGACUAUCUUUAUACAAAAAGUGACAAUAUAAGUUAAAUAUAUGUGUCUUACAUUUUUAAGCAUCAUUUGAAAGUUAACACGUGCACAACUGAAUGAAAUGCGUUUGUAAGUUAAUUUAUUCAUAUUUAGAAGAAUAAAAUCCAAAGGAUUGAAACAGUCA
Molecule: messenger RNA, 2623 nt
Organism: Protopterus annectens (West African lungfish)
Lineage: Eukaryota; Metazoa; Chordata; Ceratodontiformes; Protopteridae
Gene: PIAS2
Product: protein inhibitor of activated STAT 2
Exons: 15
Coding region: 79-1938 (619 amino acids)
Biological process (GO): regulation of transcription by RNA polymerase II; protein sumoylation
Molecular function (GO): SUMO ligase activity; transcription coregulator activity; zinc ion binding
Source: RefSeq, a predicted model, not a curated record